Molecule: messenger RNA, 534 nt
Organism: Cyphellophora europaea CBS 101466
Lineage: Eukaryota; Fungi; Ascomycota; Eurotiomycetes; Chaetothyriales; Cyphellophoraceae
Exons: 1
Coding region: 1-534 (177 amino acids)
Source: RefSeq, a predicted model, not a curated record
AUGGCCACAACGCUCACGCCUCUGAAUGCUUUGAAAGUGUCCAAGCACCAAAUACAAGCCUUUCAGAAGAUUCCAAACACAUCCAUCCAGAAUAAACCGCUAUUGAUAUAUCAUUCAGCCUUUCCGCAAGCCAGUGCUUCACAGAUCGAAGCUCACCUGACUGAUGUCGGCGUGGUUUCGCCGCAAUGGAGGUACACGAUGUACAGCGACACUCAUUUCCACUCCAACACCCAUGAAGUCCUAGCCAUUGCUUCAGGCUCGGCGAAAUGCUGUUUCGGUGGCGAGCAAAACGAGGGGAGAGUCGAGCCGGUGCUGAAUCGAGGCGACGUGGUCGUGGUGCCUGCCGGUGUCGGCCAUCGCUUGCUAGAAGACUAUGGCAGCUUUCAGAUGGUCGGCUCGUACCCGACGGGUAAGAAUUGGGACAUGUGUUAUGGCCGCGCUGGCGAGGAGAAAAAGGUCAAGACUAUCAGCAAGCUGGGAUGGUUCGAGCGAGAUCCUGUUUACGGCGAUGAUGGUCCUUCGCUGCAAGUCUGA